Rhagoletis zephyria (snowberry fruit fly) is the source of this 2073-nucleotide messenger RNA. Its product is annotated as kazrin-like. Gene Ontology annotation, molecular function: protein binding. NCBI's taxonomy places the organism in Eukaryota, Metazoa, Arthropoda, Insecta, Diptera, Tephritidae. The record is from RefSeq and is a predicted model, not a curated record.
AUUCUCCCAUAAAACUACGCGAGGAAAAUGAGCGGCUCAACGCUGAAAUCAAUCGCCUUCGGAAACUGUUGGAAAAUUCCCCAGAGGGCGCUGUCGGCGGCGUCGAUCUCUCAGAUUCGAAUAGCUGUGGCGAUGCACAUUCAACCGAUGGCAGCGGUGGCAUGCCGCAGCAACGCGUUGAUCGUCUCGAAGCCGAGCUGCGUUCGGCUAAAACCCAAAUAAUGACGCUACGCAUUGAACGCAAGAAGCUGCGUAGCGACAAGAGUGAACUGCUUGCACAGGUGAAACAACUUUGCGCCUCGCUGCAGGACAAAGAACAGGAACUGCGCGACUUUAUACGAAAUUUCCAAGAUCGAGUGCGCGAGACUGAAACGAAUAAUGCCAAACUGACAGGUGAUCGAGAGCGCGAACGUUGGCAAUUGUUGAAACAGGCGCGCGACGAAGCCGAACGUUCAUUGGCGCUGGCACAGCAGUUGAAUGCGCGCGACUUACAGUUACAGCGGCUGCAAGAUCAGUUGCAGGAGGCGCGUCGCCAACUUUCCGGCUGUUUGUCAGAUCAAGAGAGUUUGCUCUCCUUCGCUCCACUUACACCACCGUCAGCCACUUCGGGUAUGAUAAAUCAACUGGCCACAACAGUGACUGUGAACAGUGGCAUGCGCACAGAUGAUAGUGGGCGUGGCAACUCGAACUCAUUGUCGGCGUUUAGCAGCAGUUUGAGCGGUGGCUCAGGCGCAACGGCGGGUGAUCGCAAUUCGUGCUCAAACGAUUCGGGUUUGCGGAAUAGCAGUGACCGUGAGAGCACCGGUGGAGAUUUGAACUUCAGUGAUGGUACUUGCGAGAAUGGACCAUGCAUAACAGUUGACCCAGACAGCAUUUCAUUGGUCUCCAGUCAAAAUAUGUAUCAAUAUGGUACACCAAAGGAGCGUAGCCCAACUUUGUCGCCUUUGAACUCUGCCGCCUAUUCGAGAUCUGUGGAGCAGCUCGGCUCGCCCGUGGAGUCGGAUGGUCCUGGCGCAGUUGCGCGCAAAUUCGCGCCCAAAACCGGUACAUUAAGCGCGCGUAAUGGGCGCGGCGGCACUUGGGGUAGCAUUUCUCGUGUUUUCGCACGUUCGCGUAAUAAAAAUAAAGCUCUGUCGGCAGAUGGCGCUACAGAGUACGCAGACUAUUCUUGGAGUCCACUCUCCGAAGAGGGCUAUGCUGAGAAAUUGCGCCUGUUGCGCGACGCAUCACAACUGCCAAUGGAAAGGUGGCGUGCCUCACAGGUACUCGCCUGGUUAGAGGUAGCGCUCGGCAUGCCCCAGUACAGCACGCGUUGUGCGGAGAAUGUGAAAAGCGGCAAAGUACUGCUUGAGCUGAAUGAUGGUGAAUUGGAGGCGGGCCUGGGAUUAGUGCAUCCCAUGCAUCGCAAGAAGCUACGCUUGGCAAUUGAAGAGCAGCGUCGUCCGGAAAUGGUGCGCUACCCCAUGAUCACACAGCUGGGACACACCUGGGUGGCAUCCGAAUGGCUACCUGACAUUGGGCUGCCACAAUAUGCUGACUCGUUUCUGCAUUCGCUGGUCGAUGCGCGCAUGCUCGAUACGCUGUCGAAGAAGGAAUUGGAGAAAUUUUUGGGGGUGACGAGGAAAUUCCAUCAAGCGAGCAUUGUACAUGGCAUUCAUGUGCUUCGUAUUGUGAAAUAUGAUCGUCAAACUUUGGCUAUGCGUCGUGUACAAUCAGAAAAUGUGGACACUGAUCCAAUUGUGUGGACAAAUCAACGUUUCAUUCGCUGGGCCAGAUCAAUUGAUUUAGGAGAAUACGCUGAUAACUUGAAAGACAGCGGUGUGCAUGGCGGCCUUGUCGUAUUGGAACCAUCAUUUUCUGGCGAUACCAUGGCAACAGCACUGGGUAUACCACCAUCAAAAAAUAUUAUAAGACGACAUCUCACCACAGAAUUCGAUGCGCUCAUUUUGCCUGCAAGAUACCUUGUUUACUGUCAAAUGGAAGAAUUUCAUAUGGAUAACUCACGACAAUUGAUCUUAAAUCAAAAGCAGCUAGGCAGAUAAAUCGUUGUUAAGUUAUUUGAUCCAUUGCUUU